Psammomys obesus (fat sand rat) is the source of this 739-nucleotide messenger RNA. It is a transcript of the gene Pla2g2a, whose product is annotated as phospholipase A2 group IIA. The coding region runs from base 34 to 474 and encodes 146 amino acids. The transcript is spliced from 5 exons. The record is from RefSeq and is a predicted model, not a curated record. Lineage: Eukaryota; Metazoa; Chordata; Mammalia; Rodentia; Muridae. Gene Ontology annotation, biological process: phospholipid metabolic process; lipid catabolic process; negative regulation of T cell proliferation. Gene Ontology annotation, molecular function: calcium ion binding; phospholipid binding.
GAAACUGCAGCAGCAUCUGAGAGAGCUGACAGCAUGAAGGUCCUCCUGCUGCUAGCAAUGGUGAUCUUGGCCCUAGGCCCAAUACAGAUCCAGGGGAGCAUUGCAGAUUUCUGGAAAAUGAUCCUGCUGAAGACGGGGAAAAGAGCGGAGAGUAGCUAUGCCUUCUACGGCUGCCACUGUGGUGUGGGUGGCAGAGGAUCCCCCAAGGAUGCCACAGACCGGUGCUGUGUUGCUCACGACUGUUGCUACUACCGUCUGGAGAAACGUGGAUGUGGCACAAAAUUUCUGAGCUACAAGUUCUCCUACCGAGGGGGCAAAAUCACUUGUGCUGCAGACCAGAACUCCUGUAGGAAACAGCUGUGCCAGUGUGAUAAAGCCGCUGCUGAAUGUUUUGCCCGGAACCGGAAAAGCUACAGUUUAAAGUAUCAAUUCUACUCCAACAAGUUUUGCAGUGGGAAGUCACCCAAAUGCUGAGAGAGCCACAUUCCAGGGUACCUCAACACAGGCCUCUUCUAACACCUUUCCCAGCUGAAUCAAGUUUCCCAGAGAUUAGGAAAACACCCCUCUCCCACCCUAGAGCAAGGUGGGGGCCCUUCUGUCUUCACCCAGAAUGAGGCCCAAAGCCCGCUGAGUCAGACUGAUCUUUGCCCAACACCUCAUACCAUGAACCAACAAAUUUCCUUCCACCUUCCCCUUCACAUCCAACUUCCUGCCUUGUACUACCUAAGAGAGUCCUGGG